This is a messenger RNA of Synchiropus splendidus (mandarinfish), 1393 nucleotides long. RefSeq lists its product as uncharacterized. The transcript has 4 exons. Bases 324 to 1331 code for a protein of 335 amino acids. NCBI's taxonomy places the organism in Eukaryota, Metazoa, Chordata, Actinopteri, Syngnathiformes, Callionymidae. Gene Ontology annotation, molecular function: oxidoreductase activity. The record is from RefSeq and is a predicted model, not a curated record.
UCAAGCACAUCAGGUUUCAGACUGUCUGGACUGGCGCAACUGGGUUAUGACACAGAGCCUUUCCUCCGAUAAACCAGUUGAUUCAUGACAUCAUACGGACGGCCCACUCCUCCACAGAGUGUUUUUUUCAGGUAAAAGUGUUGUGUAUUUUCUUUCUCUGUAAGUUGGCCUUUUUCUCUCAGAGGGUGUGUGUGUUUGGGCCAUCACAUGAAGACCUGAACUAAUGGCUAAGAGCUAAAGAAAACCGGGGACAAGCUGCGGUCCGCCUUUAAAUACAGGGAGCUCAGCCCCUGAACACCACAACUCACAUACUCUCAGUCAACAUGACGAAUAUCUUGCUUGUCGGACAAGUCAUCAGCAUCAUACCGCUCUGUGCCGUCCUGAUCUUCAUCGUUGCCAAGCUGGUGUCCACUUACAGAGGAGGUCCUCUGGAGGAUGGGUCUGGUUAUGCGGUGUUGAUCACCGGCUGUGACAGCGGCUUUGGUCACCAGCUUGCUCGGAGUCUGGACAAACGGGGCUUUGUGGUCUUUGCUGGCUGUUUGGCACCAGAGGAUCUUGGAGCCCAGGCUCUUGACAGGCAGACCUCCAGCAAUGUGAAAAUCCUCAAACUGGAUGUGACGAAAGAUGAGGACAUAGAGGAAGCCAAAGGGUUCGUCAUGGACAACCUGCCGACCAAAGGCUUGUGGGCGAUCGUGAACAACGCAGGGAUCUCCGACUGGGCGGAGAUAGAGUGGAGCACCAUUCAGGACUUCCACAGGAUGGCCAACGUCAACUUGUUUGGCAGCAUCAGAACCACGCUGGCCUUCCUGCCGCUGGUGCGAGCCGCUAAAGGACGGGUGCUUUUCGUGUCCAGCAUCUUUGCUUUCUUCAACUGCCUGAACAUGGGCGCUUACAGCGUGUCCAAGAGAGGACUGGAGGCUUUUGCGGACUGCUUGAGAGUGGAGAUGGCCAGCUUUGCUGUCAAGGUCAGUAUCAUCCAGCCCGGUAAUUUUGGUCAGGCCACCAACAUUAUCAAACUGAAGACGGCUACAAACAUCUGGGAAAAUUUAGAUGACGAACGGAAGAGAAUCUUCAACCAGCAGUACAUCAAGCUGGCCAAUGAAUACUUCCUUUCCAACUGCAGGCUGGGCUUCAAGGACCCCGACCUGGUCAUCGACGCCAUGCUCCACGCCAUCACUGAUGCUCAGCCCAAAUACAGAUACCUGCUGGUGUCGACCAUCGACCGCGUUUUCUUCCAGCUCUUUCCUUACCUGCCGACUUUCUUGACCGACGCUGUGUUUUCGCUCAGCCCCAUGUACAGUAAAAGAAAAGAAAUGCUGUAUGUCAGUUAAACUUGUUUUCCUGCUGUUUGUAUGCGCAACUUUGCAACUUUUACAAUAAAAUUCAACGUUUA